CGGCAUCAUGACCAACGACUCCCCGGAGGCAGAGAGCCGAGCUCCGUGCCGAGGAGGCCGGCGGAGGAACCAAGCGGACGACGACGUCACCAUCCUGACGCCCUCCAUGGAUUUACGGCAGAGUAGCCGGAGUCGAACCAGCAGCAGCACCGACGCCGCCGCCAGCCUCGCCUCCUCCCUGGAGAUGAGCAGCUCCUCGCUGGAGCUCAGCAUCCGGACGCGGAUCUUUAAGAUCAUCGUCAUCGGGGACUCGAACGUGGGGAAGACCUGCCUGACCUUCCGCUUCACCGGCGGCAGCUUCCCCGACAAGACCGAGGCCACCAUCGGCGUGGACUUCAGGGAGAAAGCUGUGGAGAUCGAAGGGGAGACCAUCAAGGUGCAGGUGUGGGACACAGCAGGUCAGGAACGCUUUCGUAAAUCCAUGGUGGAACACUACUAUCGAAAUGUCCAUGCAGUGGUAUUUGUCUAUGAUGUCACCAAGAUGGCUUCCUUUCGUAACCUACAGACGUGGAUAGAGGAGUGUAAUGGCCAUCGCGUGUCAGCAUCAGUACCUCGAGUGCUAUUGGGAAACAAAUGCGACCUUGUAGACCAAAUACAGGUACCCUCCAACAUGGCGUUGAAGUUUGCUGAUGCCCACAACAUGCUGCUGUUUGAGACAUCAGCUAAAGACCCGCGGGAGAGUCAGAACAUUGACUCAAUCUUCAUGUCUCUGGCUUGCCGGCUGAAGGCCCAGAAAUCUCUGCUCUACAGGGAUGUGGAGAGAGAGGAUGGAAGAGUGAGACUGACACAAGUGACUGAAACAAGGAGUAACUGCCCAUGCUGAGGAAGACGUGGAACAGAAGGAAUGAAAGGAAGAAGAGUAACUGUAGAUGAAAAGCCAGAUGCAAAAAAAAGUGUAAGGUCAAAAUCAUAAAGGUAAAGAGUAAGGGAAAUAGGAUGCAAUUGACAUUGAAAGCAGCAAAGUUUAAAGAAUAGGAGGAGAUGACAGGAAAAAGUGACUGAAAAAUCAAGAAUGGAUUCUUGUUUGAGGAUAAAGACAGAGACUGUUUGGUGACAGUAUCAACAGGAGAAAGUGAAGGGCAGAGGGAACAUAUACAAUAUAUUUAAAGUUUCCUACCGAGACAGUGUUGCCUUGUACAGCAUCAUCCACCAAUUGUAGUUAAUCAAACACAGACCAAACAUGCGUAACUAUUCCUUUGGUGUCCGAGCACACACAGUACUGGUCAGCAUUGUUGGCAC
Thalassophryne amazonica is the source of this 1239-nucleotide messenger RNA. RefSeq names its product RAB33A, member RAS oncogene family (gene rab33a). Bases 8 to 823 code for a protein of 271 amino acids. The record is from RefSeq and is a predicted model, not a curated record. The transcript has 4 exons. NCBI's taxonomy places the organism in Eukaryota, Metazoa, Chordata, Actinopteri, Batrachoidiformes, Batrachoididae. Gene Ontology annotation, cellular component: endosome; Golgi apparatus. Gene Ontology annotation, molecular function: GTP binding; GTPase activity. Gene Ontology annotation, biological process: Rab protein signal transduction.